CUCACUUCAUUCUCACCGUUUCAACUGCACCAUGCUUUCUCACCACACUCUCAACCCUCACGCUCCACCUUUUUAUCUCAAACCCAACCAACAACAACUCCAGCUACUGCAUUUUUCUCGCCCCAUCUGUUACUACGUUCCUCCCUCCACCUUCCCCCUUUACCCUCCCUUUCACGCGCCAUUCUCCAACCCCUCUCCUCAACGCGCCAAAACCGACACCGGUCGGAGUAAAGUGUGCGCUUCCGCCGGAAACUGGCGCUGCCACCGCAAGUUUUACAAAUGGCGGGUUAGGGGAAGGAAGAUUCGGGAAAACGGUACGGUCGUUAUGCCGUUUCCUGACACCGUUAAAGAAGCCGAGUCCUCUUCUAUAACCACCGUCAUGAUUCGCAAUGUCCCUAACCAAUUCAAGUUUGAUGACUUGCUACACAUACUGGACGAGCAUUGUUUGCGACAGAACAAGAGCGUUGACCCCGAGAAGUGGUCCAAGUUUGACUUCGUUUAUCUGCCGGUGGAUUAUAGGAAAUUUUCAAUGCAGAAAAGGGUCUCGAAUCUGGGAUAUGCCUUUGUUAACUUCACCUCUCCUGAAGCUGCGUUCAGAUUCUACCGCGAGUUCCACGGUGUCGAGUGGGAUGUUGACCAGAACAAAAAGAUAUGCCAAAUCAACGUGGCUCAGUAUCAGGGAAGGGAUACUCUGACGAGGAUUUUCCAGACAAAAGUAUUCCGGUGUGCGAGCCCAGAUUUAUUGCCUGUGCUGUUCUCAGAAGGCCGUAACGGAUGGAAUCGUCGAAUCGAGGGAACUUAUUUGGGCAAUCAUGUUUGUGGCCUGCCACGAAGAACCAAAUGAACCUGUGCUUUUGAUCAAAAAGUGUGAUCAAUCUUUUUACCUUUCCAAGGGAACUUAAUAGUUAACCUUUUUCUUUUUACCUUUUUUUUUUCCCUGUAGGCUUAGGCUGCGGAGUUUUUAGUUUCCUUUGUUUUCAUUCUCCCCCUGGAAAUG
Molecule: messenger RNA, 997 nt
Organism: Vigna unguiculata (cowpea)
Lineage: Eukaryota; Viridiplantae; Streptophyta; Magnoliopsida; Fabales; Fabaceae
Product: protein terminal ear1-like
Molecular function (GO): RNA binding
Source: RefSeq, a predicted model, not a curated record